Messenger RNA from Aspergillus alliaceus, 972 nucleotides. RefSeq lists its product as uncharacterized. The record is from RefSeq and is a predicted model, not a curated record. Bases 1 to 972 code for a protein of 323 amino acids. The transcript has 3 exons. Gene Ontology annotation, biological process: secondary metabolic process. NCBI's taxonomy places the organism in Eukaryota, Fungi, Ascomycota, Eurotiomycetes, Eurotiales, Aspergillaceae.
AUGGUGUCAUUGCAAGAUGUCCGCGCACAUAAAGCAUCCCUGAAGAAUUUGGGACCUGGACUUGUUGCUGUAUUCGUGGGUGGCACCAGCGGCAUCGGGCUGUACACUGCGCGCGAAUUUGUCCGUUAUACAAUCUCCCCACGUGUGUAUCUUGUUGGCCGUAAUGAGGUGGAGGCUAAGCGUACCAUUGACGAGCUACAUUCACUUAACCUGGAUGGCAAGGUGCAGUUUAUCAAGAGCGACGUAUCACUCCUAAAGGGAGUCGAUAAGGCAUGCGACGAGAUACUGCGGACAGCAAACCGAGUGAACCUUUUAUUCUUAAGCUGCGGAAUGAUGUCGACUGGAGGCAGAGAUGCCUGCCAUUAUUACGCUCGCAUGCGCUUCAUCAAUCGGCUUCUUCGUAGACUAGCCCGCGCAGCUGGUGAUGAUUCGAACCCAUCCCUUUCCCGUGUCGUUUCUGUCCUUGGUGCCGGCCAUGAAUCAAAGCUAUAUCUAGAUGAUCUCGACCUGAAGAAAAACUAUAGUGUUAGCAACUGCGCUGGACAAGCGACAAGCAUGACCUCGUUAAUAAUGGGGGAGUUCGCGCGGCGGCAUCCAUCUACAACGUUUAUCCAUGCGUACCCAGGUAUUGUAAAGUCUGGGAUUGCUCGUGGUCUUGGGCCCAUGAUGCGCUACGUGGCUGGAGCUUUGAUGUUUCUAGGACAUCCGUGGAUGGUGCCUCAGCGGGAGAGUGGAGAGCGGAACUUGUUUGCAUCGACCAGUGAGCUCUUCUCACCCGCAGGAAUAUCAGAGUUCCAAGGGGAAAGUAGUACAUCAGCUAUUGGAGCUGAUGGUGUUCGGGGAAGUGGUGCUUAUCUGGUGCAUUGGGACGGGUCCGAGGUUGGAAAGGAGAAGGUUCUCAGGGUGUAUCAGGAGGGUGAUGUAAGUGAGACGGUAUGGGAACAUACUCUGGAAGUGCUCAAUUCAUGUUAG